Molecule: messenger RNA, 3471 nt
Organism: Aspergillus puulaauensis
Lineage: Eukaryota; Fungi; Ascomycota; Eurotiomycetes; Eurotiales; Aspergillaceae
Exons: 6
Coding region: 1-3471 (1156 amino acids)
Source: RefSeq, a predicted model, not a curated record
AUGGACCUCCUGAAAACGCACCUGUCAUUUGCGUGCAUGCACGCAUUCGAGGAUAUAGGAGUCCAAGAACUUGAAGAGGAACUGCUCCGCAAGGUUCCGCAAGCAGAGUGCCAUUGCGAGUAUUCCUGUUCUGAAGAUGUGCUCGUUAUGAAAGGCAAACUUGAAGGGCAUAUUGUCGCCAUCACUGCUGUGAUUUCUUCUUUCAUCGAAAAGCAAAAGAGCAAGGACUUGCUGGAUACACCCCGCCUUCGUGUGUUAGAUCUGCCGUCAGUAGUACAAGAUGGUUCAACCGCAGUAGAUGAUCCCCAAUGGGUUGGUAACGGAAGCCUCCUGACCCUGGAUGAUGACACGGGAACGCUCAUACCUCACCCUCGGACUCAAAUCACAAAAUUUUGGCUGUCAUCUGCCGGAGGUGUAGGUUGUUUUGCCGCAAAUAUGUAUCAGGAGACGAUUGGGAAAGUCACAAAGGGUACCGGGACGGAGAUAACUGUCGUUGACGAAGUAAAGGGUCUGCAAGUCUCGGGUGGCAGAGAAACCGAUGUAGAUGACGCAUUAGCGAAGCUUACACGGAUUGAAAAUCCUUUGUCGCUUCUUGACAACCCAGCCAUUAUCAACAUUGCAGUUGACCAACCUCAAGAAGACUCUGGAUACAGGAUCCAGCCAUAUGCUGUCUUAGGCCCGGUGGCCGUUCGUCGCAUUCUCGCCGAUCCAUCUUGGGACGGUCUAGGUCAAAUGUUCGUUACCGUCUUCUAUUCAUUCGAUGCGGACUAUCAAAAAUAUAUUCCGCCCCCAAACCUGAUAGAACCCCCUCUCUGCAGCAGUGAAAAUGGGAAAUCCCGCAUUUGGAGUGACUUUUCGUUCCAACCGCUAGGCAAGGCGGAUGAUUUUCUGGCAUUAGAAUCAAUGAUGGAAAACAGUCAAGACGAAUGUCAAUUAUUGCCACCAAAAGACAUAACGGGCCAUCCAUAUCUCUCUCCAGAGAAGGCAAAGCAAGUUAAUGAAUGGGUCGUACCAGCAGCCUCGAUGCUCGACCCAUCCACAAGCCAAUCAGCCGAGGGCGUUAUGUCAAGGCCUACAGAGCACACCAGUGUCAAGGCACCUGGUAUCAAAGUGCGACGGCCAGUACAGCCUCCUAAAGUGGACUCGGUCUCGAAAGCCAAAAGCGUGUCACCUGAAGUUGCGCCCUCUGAAUCACAGGUAGAACCAAGUGGCAAACUCAUAGCCAACACACCUCGAAAGAAAUGGAGAAUGAAGUACGAGCCAAAUCUGGGUAGCUCUGACGCCGCUCAGGCUUCGGAUACCAAAGUCGAAAAAGAUAUUGGAAAUCGUAAACCCCUCGAGAGACCUGUCAUUUCGAAUACCACAAAGCCCGAAGGCCGCCCAUACGUCCCUAUAAUAUCUGACUCCACAAAGAACGGUCUUAAUAGGUACCCAACUAGAGCGAUCAAGCCUGACAUUACCCAUUCGAAGGCUGAAAAAGGAGGUCGAAACAAGCAAAUGAUAAGGAGCAAACCCCCCAAAAAGGAUGAUGAGCUAAUUGACGUACGGACACCGGUCAAUGCGACUCGAUUGAAUCAUCCUCCUCUCCUGUUCAAUACGCCGGCACUCAUCCCCGAACCAUCAAUUUCUGUAGCUGGAAUACCAGAACCUACUGAUGCCUCUGGAAAACGCUCUACGAUAUCCGUCGGUGCACGCUUUGCCGAUCUUGCUGGGUUGAGCAUUGCUGGAGCCACCAAUGCUGAUGAGUCAACCAGUUCAGUGUCAAUGCAAGAUAGCUCUUCGAGUAAAUCGAAUUUUCCCGAACAGGAUGCAAGACUACAGAGAUUGAAACUUGCAUAUAAUAAUCACCUGUCAUCAACCGUCUCAAAAACCUUUGUCAAACCGUGCAAGCGCCCAGGGGAUAUCAAUAAGUUGCUCGAAAAGCAAGUCAUCGACGACUAUGAAAGGUCUCAAAGGUCCGAAGCUGAGCAGUCUGUGCGUGAGACAGAGAAUAGGCAGUACCAUCACAUUAUGAAUCAAAAAGCGGGAAAGCCUGGCCAGAAAUCGAAGAACAAAGUAGCAUCGGCGGCCAAAAAACAAGCCACCCUCGAAGAUGCUUGGGGCAUGCCAAAGCAGAAGAAGCGGCUCGGAUCCUUGAAAACGCAGAACCCAUCUGUAAAGGGUGAUUCUAUGGUUCCAGCAACAGCCGAGACGGAGCAAAAGGCGAGGCGAAAUAUAGGCGAAGACAUUGAACGCGUGUUUGCGGCAAUGAAGCCGAUGCUUGAGGCGGCCGAAGCAUUUCCUGGCAUUCUAGUGCUCGAGGUACAGCUGGGGCUUGUUCUUAUCCCGUUUGUUCCCAAAAAGUGUGGCGAUAAAUUAAUAUCGUUAAACGAGUGGUCAAGAAUCUUCCAGCUUCAAUCUGGAUUGACGGCGCCGAGUACCAAGUUUGUGAACAGACUGACAGCUUGUGGUACCGAGAUCGACCGAAUUGUCGACCUCAAACCCUCUAAAUCUGUAGGGAGACCGCGCUUAUUUCAACAAGAAUAUAGCGAGUACGAUAUUUGCUAUGAGUUCCACUGUCGAACAAAUGCCAAUGAACUGCUCAUAAUUGCUGUUGAUGAGCAGGGCGGCUAUACAAUUCAGACUCCGAAAUCGAUCAUUGGAGCGGUAAAUAUGCACUUCCCUCGGAAGAUAUGGGACGCUAGGGCAGUUCUUUCUGUUCAGAAUCGGUAUUAUUCUCCGGAAGUUGAAGAAGCUGCAAAGUACCUCGCAGAUCAUAUUUGGAUCCCGGCUGAAAAGUCGAUUCGUGUUCACACCGCGCUCCCAAAGGGUAGCAAGAUUACUAUCCAAAAGGUGUUCAUGAAGCGCUGGACCCGCCAUCGGCACAUUCGUCCCGACGAAGCCUUGGGCUGUGAACAAAACGCAAACGAAGGCCACGAUAUCUUCCUUCAAGUUAUGGAGGUCCAAGAUCUCUUCAUCGGAACCGUAACUCAAGAUUUGUCCGAAGUUGAAUACAUCAGAGCCCGCUUUACGAAAGCGGAAGAAAUGGUCUGCAGGGGUAGAGUUUGGUACGAACUUUCGCUGGUCAGCCCUGCUAUCGAGACUAUUUUGAAGACCAAUAUGAACCUUGAGGUUGGUGAACGCACUGAGGACUGGCGUUGCCCGGAUUUGUUUGGAGACACUGCUGCUUUCUUCACUGGACAACCUCCAAGCCCCGUAGCAGCGGCAAUUGGCCCUGCUGGAAUCGCUGAGCUGUGCCAAGUUGCAAAGGAAGUCGUGAACAAGAUGGACGGAGUUGGAACCUGUAAUCGUGGCCCAAUGAGCCCUGACACGCAGCGAGUUCCCGCGAUUAACAGUCAAGGGAACAAGGGUUGGAGUCAUGAAGAUCUCGAGAGUGUCAAAGAGGUGGAAAGCGUAGUUGCAAGAAUGAACGAAGGUCCAAUGGCUGUUGGGGUCAUCAAACAAGAGCAGGCAGAAAAGGAAUUCUGGUAG